CUCGUCACCCUCCACUUGGUGAAACACCACCUUUCUCUAUCUUGCCUGUUGCGUGCCCCCGCGCCACGUGAUAAUCCGCCAGCGAAUCCCAGCGGCUCUCUUAUCCAAAAACAAAAAAAAAAAACCUGCAAUCCUCCCCUCCUUCAGCCCUUCACGAGAGACCUAAUCGACACCCAGAUCCUGAGAAAGAGGGUGGUGGAGGUGCAGAAAAAAAAAAAAAGAUUAGCGCGCUGCUGCCUCGGGCGGUGCCCAGGAAAUUUGCAGGAUCCUGGUGUCACGGCGGUCAUUCUGAUUCAGAGGCUCAAUUAAUCUGACCCCGAUUUACGAGCAGCCCCCGACCUCGCCAACUUCGAGACCACGUCCAGAAAAUGUCCCGCAUCCCAACCCGACAUCUUGGGAGAUACCUCCUUCAAGGCCAGUUGCCUCGAAAGGGCUGCCUUGCUUCUUCAAACUACACCCCCAGAGGAUCUUGUAGAGUGGCAGCUUCGUGUUCGUGCUCUCGCUGUCUACAACCCUUUUCCCCUCAGGCUACGAGAGCAGUGCACGUCUCGACCUCGUCAGCGGCUUCACCUGCCGACACCCCCAUCAUUCCACUCCGCAAGAAGCUCAAAGAUGAGGCCAAACAGCUCAAGAAGGAGUCCAGAAAGAACAAGGCGCAAAAGGGAAGCGCCCAAACGGUGGACGGAUGGGAGCUGACAGUGGGUAUCGAGAUUCACGCCCAGCUCAACACCUCCCGCAAACUCUUCUCGCCCGCCGCCACCUCCUUUAACGACGAACCAAAUUCUCACGUUGCCCUCUUCGAUCUUUCCAUACCUGGUUCUCAGCCUCUUUUCCAACCGCAGACCCUCAUCCCCGCUCUCCGCGCCGCCCUGGCCCUGAACUGCGACAUUCAACCGGUCAGUCGCUUCGACCGGAAACACUACUUCUGGUGGGAUCAGCCCUCGGGCUAUCAAAUUACCCAAUACUACGAGCCCCUCGCUAGGAACGGCAGCAUCACCUUGCUUGCCCGCGACGGCAUCGCCCCCGAGGACGGCGACAGCGUCACCGUUGGUAUCCAGCAGAUCCAGCUAGAGCAAGACACGGCCAAGACCCUCGCUCAACCCGGCGACGCCCGCUGGCUGGACUUCAACCGCGUCGGCGUCCCGCUCAUCGAGAUCAUAACCAGACCCGAGAUCCACCACCCCCGCACCGCAGCCGUACUAGUGCGCAAGAUCCAGCUGCUGCUCAACGCCGUCGACGCAUGCGUCUCCGGCAUGGAGACCGGCGGCCUGCGGGCCGACGUCAACGUCUCCGUGAGGCGGACAGGCGACACCGCGACGGGCCGUCUCGGGACGCGCACCGAGGUCAAAAACCUCAGCACCAUCAAAGCCGUCGAAGACGCCAUCAUCGCCGAGCGGGAUAGGCAGAUCGCCCAAAUCGAAGCGGGCGGUUCCGUCGUCGGCGAGACGAGGGGGUGGACCCUAGGUUCGAAACAGACGCGCCGCCUGCGCGGCAAGGAGGGCGAGGUCGAUUACCGGUACAUGCCGGAUCCGGAUCUCGGGCCCCUCCUUAUCUCGGAGGACUUGGUCCGCCACAUCAAGGAAUCCGUGGCCCAUUUGCCCGACCGCGAGUUGGACGAGCUUGUCGACAGAUACGGCGUCAGCGCCAAGGAUGCCGUGUCGCUGAUGGCCCUUGACAACGGUGCCCGCAUCGAGUAUUUCUACAACGUCGUGGGGGGGCUGGGAAAGCGUCUCCGUGAAGCGGAAGGCCGGACACCGCAGCAGCCUCUUGACCUUGAACUAGACCCGGACCUCAAGAAGUAUGCGCCGCUGGCAGCGAACUGGAUCCUUCACGAAUUCGGCCGCCUCGUGACCGACAGGUCGUCCCCCCAAGACGACGAGACAGCCUUCGAGAUCACGCCCGAGGGCCAAUGCGCCAGGGUGCCCGUCGCAUCCCUGUCCGAACUGCUCUUCCACCUGCACCAGAAGAAAAUCACCGGCAAAGUUGCCAAGGAGCUCCUCUUGGCUCUUUAUCAUGGGAACGUCGGGGAGGCUGGCGGUGUCACGGCUGCCAUCGACGCCCAUGACCUUUGGUUCCAUGAGCUUUCGGAAGAAGAGUACGGCGCUCUCGUAGAGUCGGCUCUUGAAGGCGAGGACAGGGUCUUGAAGGAGUUUGGCGGGAAUAAGAAGACGUACCCUCAGGGGAAGCUCAUGUACUUGGUGGGCAAGAUGCUCCGCUUGGGACCGACGGAGAGGAUUGACCCGGUCAACGCGGAAAAGGCGAUGCGCAGUCGCAUUGAGGAGUUGUGCGGGACGUCAGCAUGACCCGGCUCCUUUUCAUAACGUUGUAGUAUUAUUGUACCUACCAGAUGGGAAAUGAUUACCUAGAAGAGCAGCCAUGCUCGUGUAACAAAACGGAGUAGAAAUUACACGGACGCAGCAUCUAGGAGCCAAUAUAUAAUACAUACCAUACCCUACGGUGGCUGACGGAAAGUUGGGUAGAAAGUAGCCUACCUGUGAUACAAUAAAGCCCGUACGGUGGCUACCCGGCUGCACUGUGGUCGACAUCUUGAGGUGGCUCGUGAGCCACCUAUAUAAUUCCUCCUUGCCUCACCUUCCCAAUGCGGACAUAAAAAUCGUUAUCAUGUAGCGUAUCCGAACAGCUCGCAAAUCUGCAUCAUGCGGAAACAG
Molecule: messenger RNA, 2669 nt
Organism: Sodiomyces alkalinus F11
Lineage: Eukaryota; Fungi; Ascomycota; Sordariomycetes; Glomerellales; Plectosphaerellaceae
Product: aspartyl/glutamyl-tRNA amidotransferase subunit B
Exons: 1
Coding region: 369-2303 (644 amino acids)
Biological process (GO): glutaminyl-tRNAGln biosynthesis via transamidation; mitochondrial translation
Molecular function (GO): glutaminyl-tRNA synthase (glutamine-hydrolyzing) activity
Source: RefSeq, a predicted model, not a curated record